AUGGGCGGCACCGGCCGGGCCGGGGCGGGGACAGCGCGGGCAGCGGCACCGCCGGACCGCCCCGGACACCGUGCGGGACCCACCCCCGGCACCCCCGGACACCCCGCGGGACCCCCCCGACACCCUGCGGGACCGCCCCGGACACCGUGCGGGACCCACCCCCGGCACCCCCGGACACCCCCCGGGACCCUGCGGGACCCACCCCCCGGCACCCCCCGGGACCCUGCGGGACCCACCCCCGGCACCCCCCGGGACCCAGCCCCGGCACCCCCGGACACCCCCCGGGACCCUGCGGGACCGCCCCGGACACCCUGCGGGACCCACCCCCGGCACCCCCGGAGACCCCCCGGCACCCCCCGACACCUGCAGGACCCACCCCCGGCACCCCCCGGCACCCCCGGACCCCCCCCCGGGACCCUGCGGGACCGCCCCGGACACCCUGCGGGACCCACCCCGGGGACCCCCCGACACCUGCGGGACCCACCCCCGGCACCCCCCGGGACCCACCCUCGGCACCCCCGGACACCCCCCGGGACCCUGCGGGACCCACCCCGGGGACCCCCCGACACCUGCGGGACCCACCCCCCGGACCACCUGGGUCCAGCCGGGACCCCUCCCCGGAGACCGUGCAGGACCCACCCCCGGGACCACCCGGAACCCUGCGGGACCGCCCCGGACACCCCUGCGGGACCCACCGCCGGCACCCCCGCCACCCCCGGGACCCCCCGGGACCCUGCGGGACCCGCCCCCCGGGACCACCCGGGACUCCUCCUCGGACCCCCCCCGACACCCCGCGGGGUUCACCCCACCGGGACCACCUGGGCGACCCCCGCACGGAACCCCCCGGGACCACCAGGAACUCUUCCCUCGGGACCCCCGGGAGCUCCUUGGGACCACCCGGGACCACCCCCGCCGGGAUCGUCCGGACUCACCCGGGGGGAGUGCCCGGGACACCGCGGGACCCCCCCUGGACCCCUCAGGAAACAGCCGGGACCCUCCGGGACCACCCGUCCUCGGGACCCUCCGGAUCCCCCGGGCACUCCACCACGGUCCCCCCUCUCAUGGGACCCCCCCGAGGUCCUCUGA
Vidua macroura (Pin-tailed whydah) is the source of this 1086-nucleotide messenger RNA. Its product is annotated as basic proline-rich protein-like. NCBI's taxonomy places the organism in Eukaryota, Metazoa, Chordata, Aves, Passeriformes, Viduidae. The record is from RefSeq and is a predicted model, not a curated record. The transcript has a single exon. Bases 1 to 1086 code for a protein of 361 amino acids.